Messenger RNA from Diceros bicornis minor, 663 nucleotides. RefSeq names its product programmed cell death 5 (gene PDCD5). The transcript has 6 exons. Gene Ontology annotation, molecular function: DNA binding. The record is from RefSeq and is a predicted model, not a curated record. Bases 118 to 495 code for a protein of 125 amino acids. NCBI's taxonomy places the organism in Eukaryota, Metazoa, Chordata, Mammalia, Perissodactyla, Rhinocerotidae. Gene Ontology annotation, cellular component: cytosol; nucleus.
CGCCUGCGCAGUGGGGAGGGCCGCGCGCCGAGGGGCUGCGGGAGAUCCCCCGGAGCGGGCCGGAGCGUGCGCGCGGCUGCUGGACGCGGAGAGCCGCUCGACCCGGACGGCCGCACCAUGGCGGAGGACGAGCUGGAGGCGCUGCGGAAGCAGAGGCUGGCGGAGCUGCAGGCCAAGCAUGGGGAUCCUAGCGAUGCAGCACAACAGGAAGCAAAGCACAGGGAAGCAGAAAUGAGAAACAGUAUCUUAGCCCAAGUUCUGGAUCAGUCAGCUCGGGCCCGGUUAAGUAACUUAGCACUUGUAAAGCCUGAAAAAACUAAAGCAGUAGAGAAUUACCUUAUACAGAUGGCAAGAUAUGGACAACUAAGUGGGAAGGUAUCAGAACAAGGUUUAAUAGAAAUCCUUGAAAAAGUAAGCCAGCAAACAGAAAAGAAAACAACAGUUAAAUUCAGCAGAAGAAAAGUAAUGGACUCUGAUGAAGAUGACGAUUAUUGAAUUUAAGAUGUUUAGAGACUGGAACUUAAUGGAACCAUUCUAGGAUAGAUAAUAUUUGGGAGAAGUUGAGAUUUGAUUGAAUGUUUACUUUGUUUAUUGUCUAUAUGCCUUUUAAAAAAAUAAAAUUGUUAUGCAAAAUGAAACAAUUUGGGCAAAGUUGUUUUAGUA